Messenger RNA from Rhizoctonia solani, 888 nucleotides. RefSeq lists its product as uncharacterized. The record is from RefSeq and is a predicted model, not a curated record. NCBI's taxonomy places the organism in Eukaryota, Fungi, Basidiomycota, Agaricomycetes, Cantharellales, Ceratobasidiaceae. The coding region runs from base 1 to 888 and encodes 295 amino acids. The transcript has 5 exons.
AUGUCAUUCACAACGGUCACGUUGCCAUUUGUCGCUCUCCAAGCCUUUUAUGCACACCAGGCUACCGCCCUUCCGACCAAUUCUACAACCCCAGUUUGGAUUCAACCACGCGGAUCUUCAAAAGGCGGUCCCAAUGGGCGUCCUAUAGUAGUUAUCAUAGCAGUAAUAGCGCUAGUGCUUGCUAUUUUCUCAUUCGCGAUGAUCAGAGGCUAUCUUAAACGACAACGAAAGAAAUGGGGAUCUACAGAGCAGUUACAAGCAAACACUGAAAACUCCCAAAGCUCUCCUGGCUACAGGCCGCGAACUACAGCCAGCUACUCUCCUGUAAGCGGACAGACCGAAGUCCCGCAAACUGAGACUCGAGAAGUUGGAGGGGAGUCCAGUGGUACUCCACUUGUUUCUGCGACACGCCGCUUAGGUAAGUCUUCCAUCCUACAGAGAGCGACUCCCAGACGGCGAAAUGGUGCUCGUAGGCGCACAGAACGCCCCGCUAUGUCUGAAAUCUACGGACACCGCCGCAGCGCGAGCGAUGAUGAUACCGAGAGCACGCCCCUGACCAACAAUUAUGUCGAGUAUACAGACACGAGCCCAGGUGGAACUCCCGAGGUAACACGGGCCGGGUCAAACGGCCAUCUAGAGUCUGUUGAAGGUUCGAAUGCGUCUUUUGUCAGUGCCGAGGAGCCCGAAUCUGUCGAUGCACGAGUACCAACGCCCAGUUUAAGCAGAAACACAGCCAAUGACGCUUCCCCCGCUUAUCGAGACUCACCUGUUUAUGAUGAAGCGUGCACUUCAUCCCCUGCUCCUGCAGCCAAUUCGACUGCAAUUGUACCACCACUCGAGAGAAUCGGUAGCCAUAGUGCCUUUAUCCUGAUGUAUGAAUCCAGUUGA